AUGCCUAAUGAGCUCAAAACAGGAAAGCUAGAAGUUGGUGAGGCACAACGCAGAAGCCUUGGUGGGUUACUAGUAGUGAAAUGGAUGGACAAGAAAUGGUCUACUGCAUCAGCACAUGUCAUACUGACAUCGACUACCAACCAACUGGCAGGUUUACCAUCCCAACUAGGAAACGUCCAGAACGGUUGGAAAAUAAUGAAGCCUAAGAUGAUCAUGGACUAUAACAAUGGUAUGUUGGCUGUGGACCGUCAAGAUCAAGUACUGGCCUAUGACCCGGUCAUUAGACGGUACAGUAAGGGCUAUAAGAAACUGUUUUUUUAUAUGUUUGAACAUGUGCCUCUUCAAUGCGUAUGUAGCAUAUUACCAAAUAAAAAGGAGGGAAAAAGCCACCACUUUGUAGAUUUUAAAAUUGGUGUCGCAGAACAGAUGCUUGCAUCAUUGGAACAGAGAGCUAGGCCAUCACCUGGGAGACCAUCUACAAGCAAUCCUAUGAGACUACAGGGCCGGCAUUUUCCACAGUCCAUUCCUCCAACACCGCAGAAGGAAUUCCCUACAAAAAGGUGUGCAGUGUGCAAAGAGCAUGGACUGAGAAAGGAAAGCAGGAUCCAGUGCAAACAAUGUGUAGUAGGCCUCCACAUUGAGUGCUUUGAAGUGUACCAUACACUUCAAAAGUUCUAG
This is a messenger RNA of Homalodisca vitripennis (glassy-winged sharpshooter), 678 nucleotides long. Its product is annotated as piggyBac transposable element-derived protein 4-like. The record is from RefSeq and is a predicted model, not a curated record. Lineage: Eukaryota; Metazoa; Arthropoda; Insecta; Hemiptera; Cicadellidae. The coding region runs from base 1 to 678 and encodes 225 amino acids. The transcript has a single exon.